UCUUCUCUUCCCGCGUCUCCUCGCGCCUCUUCCCGCCAAUCGCCAACACAUUUUCCCCCACCUCACCUCGCUCAAUGCCCUCGUCAAUUCCAUUUCAUCCCCAAACUUCCUUCUGCUCUUGCUAGGGUUCCUUCCUUCAUUCCUUCAUCUCCCUCCCAUUCCGUCCCUCUCUUCCAGAUUACUAGCGAGCUCGAUCCUGCGGCAGGGGCAAGUCGAGCGAUGGCGCCGCUCUCGUGGCGCCACCACACGCUGCUGCAGGCGCUGCUCUCCCGCGGGCCCCUCUCGGAGCGCGACUUCCACGCCCUCUUCUCCGCCAUCUCCGGCGGCAAGAACCCCGCCACUCAUCGGCAGCUGUUCGAUGAUACACUCCUCAAGAUCAACAAGGAGCUCACGUACUUGCAGUUUGAGUUAAGAGCAGGCAUAAACCAGUAUGAUGGUACUGUGUAUUAUGGAGUGGUCAAUAACAUUGCUGAUGAAGAGUCAAAGCUUGGAUCAAAGUUUUCUGUGCCACAGAUUGCAUUCUACAAGGGAUUGUUGGAAGCAAUAGUUCAUGAAGCUGGAAAUGAUGGGAGCAUAACAAAUAUCGAUGCUCUUAACACACGGAUUGAGAACCAGGUUGUAAUUGCAGACGCUUCACAGGGCAGUCAAUCCCGUCUGCCUACUUCCAUUACCAACUUCUCAUUGUCCCAAAAGGAGAAAACUCUUAAUGAACUCAUACAGGAUCGUUGGCUGUCAUACACUCCCACAGGAAAGAUUGGUCUUGGCAUAAGAUCAUUUCUUGAUCUCCGAAGUUGGUUACGUAGUAAUGAUAUCCCAUCAUGUGAGGUCUGCAAUGAAGCUUGUAUAAAGGCAUCAUGUUGUCCUAAUGAGGAAUGCAAUGUAAGGAUUCAUGGGUACUGUUUGAAGAAGAAAUUUUCGCAGAGAAAGGCCUCGAGAGCUUGUGGUUGUGGUACUGAAUGGCCUCGGUUGGAGGGUGAAGAUGACGGUGCUGAGGAUGAGGAUGUUAACGAACCUGAGGAAGAUCAGGUCCCAUCAGCCAACCAGCAUUCGAGGACUAGACGCAGAGGUGUCAAAUCUGAACUGGUGGAAGAAAAUGAAAGAGCAGGCCCAUCAGCGAGGAUGACAAGGAGGGCUUUGAGAAGCUCUAAAGCUGAAGCAGUUGAGGCUGCUCAAGAGGUGCCAUCUGCAGCAGGACCUUCGCAGUCAACCAGGGCAUCUAAGAGAAGAAAGAACUGAUGAGAUUGAUCUGUGCUUGCUAGUGAGAUCUCCAGGUUCCUUUUGUCAUGUACAUACAGUAGCAGUAGCCAGUAGGUAAUCCUUUUGAAGUGGCAGGCAAAGUUGCAACUUCUAGUUGGAGAGGAAUAUAUAUAGCUUUCGGAUGCUCUUGUUACUAACUCUUAGAACGUAUUAGAAGCCUAAUGCUUUCAUUUGGCAAAGCAAGCCUGCUUGUGGCAGCACAGUUAAUUGUUUGAAUGGCUCUCUUGCUUGUUGAUGCUAGUUUCAUGCAUGCUGUUUUUUUC
Molecule: messenger RNA, 1520 nt
Organism: Oryza sativa Japonica Group (Japanese rice)
Lineage: Eukaryota; Viridiplantae; Streptophyta; Magnoliopsida; Poales; Poaceae
Biological process (GO): double-strand break repair via homologous recombination
Cellular component (GO): Smc5-Smc6 complex; nucleus
Molecular function (GO): ubiquitin-protein transferase activity
Source: RefSeq, a predicted model, not a curated record